GAUCAAAGGUUUAACCCUCACGGGAGCACAAAACCCACAUCAUCUUCAUCAUCAUCAUCAUACCCUGCAAAAUUAAACCCACCAUGAAAGUUCAUCAGUUCACACGUGGAUUCAUCUUCGAACAAGAUCAAGUCCCCUCCCUCUCCCUUGGCUGCAAGCGUUUCCGCCCUCUCGCCCCCAAACUCGGCGGCGGUGACGCCGCCACCGCCGCCAUCUCCGUCACUCCUCCCGCCUUCGACCUCAAGAGCUUCAUUAAACCCGAAAGUAGCCCUAGAUCUCCCGACGAGAAGAAAGACUCCCCUCAGGCGGAGACGCACCCGGGUGGGACGAGAUGGAAUCCGACGCAAGAACAGAUAGGGAUCCUAGAAAUGCUUUACAGAGGGGGAAUGAGAACGCCGAACGCCCAACAAAUCGAGCAGAUUACAGCGCAGCUGGGAAAGUACGGUAAGAUUGAGGGGAAAAACGUGUUCUAUUGGUUCCAAAACCACAAAGCGCGAGAGCGGCAGAAGCAAAAGCGGAACAGUCUCGGACUCAACCACAGCCCAAGAACACCUCCGCCGCCGCCCAUAACCACCGUUUCAUCAUUAACGUUCGACCCUUGGGGGGAAGAUAUUGCAUGCAAGAGAAAAUGCAGGCCGUGGGCGUUUGAGUGCUUGGAAGAGGAGAAAAGAUGGGCCUGUAGCAGAGAAGAAGGAGAUGGAACUCUAGAACUCUUCCCCUUGCAUCCUGAACUAGGAAGAUGAUAUGAUGAUGCCUGGGCAACCUUAAAAUAAUAAUGAUUUCUGACUCAUCGUAAUUCUUGAUGGCUAGCUAAUUAAGUCCGAUGUUGUUUUCCUUUCCUGAUCUCCCUCGGGGGGUUCUUGCUUUUCUUCUUUCCUUAGUUUCAGGAAAGAAGACAAGCAAGUUGAAUUUAUUGUAUCUUUCUAGCUACCACUGCCUCUCUCUUCAGUUCUCGCUCUCUAAUUCUGGGUAUUGAAAAGUUAUUCUUAUUCUUGACUACAUCUGAGAUUCACUAGUGUAUUGGGUAAUUUUUUAUGUUUUA
Messenger RNA from Ipomoea nil (Japanese morning glory), 1042 nucleotides. Its product is annotated as WUSCHEL-related homeobox 4-like. Gene Ontology annotation, biological process: phloem or xylem histogenesis; cell division; procambium histogenesis. Gene Ontology annotation, molecular function: DNA-binding transcription factor activity; DNA binding. The transcript is spliced from 3 exons. NCBI's taxonomy places the organism in Eukaryota, Viridiplantae, Streptophyta, Magnoliopsida, Solanales, Convolvulaceae. The record is from RefSeq and is a predicted model, not a curated record. Gene Ontology annotation, cellular component: nucleus. Bases 84 to 743 code for a protein of 219 amino acids.